Messenger RNA from Eucalyptus grandis, 970 nucleotides. RefSeq lists its product as uncharacterized. The transcript has a single exon. Bases 67 to 693 code for a protein of 208 amino acids. The record is from RefSeq and is a predicted model, not a curated record. Lineage: Eukaryota; Viridiplantae; Streptophyta; Magnoliopsida; Myrtales; Myrtaceae.
UCCCCAUUUCUCAAUCAAGCAAGCAAAAGAAUCCCCAACUUUCCCAUCGAAUUCCAGAAAGGAAAAAUGUCCGCCGUCAAGUCGAGAAGCUCUUGCUCCUUCCCGAACCUCCUCCUCUCUUGCUUGAACUUCGUCCUCUUCGUCCUCUCCGCCGCGUCCUUCGCUCCCACAAUCCUCCUCCGGACGCCCCCGACCUCGCUCGGCCUCGCCUUCCUCGUGAUCUCCGCCAUGUCGCUCGCCUCCUCCUUCGUGGGCUUCUACUCCCACCUCGCCCGCUUCUGCUUCGUGACCCACGUCUCGAUCCUCCUCGCCGCGCUGUCCGGGCAGGCGCUCGGGGUCCUGGCGCUGUUCACCAAGGAAGCGUCGAGCCUGUCGCUGCUGGGGUCGCGGCGGGACCCGAAGGAGGCCAAGGUCCUGGCGAGGCUGGAGUGCGGGGUCCUGACGGCCAUGCUGCUGAUGGAGCUGGUGGUGCUGGCGCUGACGUGCGCCGUGCACAGCUGCUGGGUGAGGGAGUACCAAGGGCUGGGCGCGGAGCGGGACGCGGUGGAGAAGAAGCGGAGCAUGAGGAUCGCGAGGGUGCAGGAGGAAUCGAUGGCGAACGCGGCGAAGAUUGCCGAGGUCAAGGCCAAAGAGCUGGACGAGAGGAUGAAGAGCAAGUACGGGCAGUGGGUGAAGACCGAUUUCGAAGGCUGAGCUUCCAUCCUCGGCUCGCUGCAGCAGAAGAAGUUCCUCGUGUCGGGCCACUAGUUGGGCGGCCAUCCUUUUUAGUAUAGAGGUGUUGUUCGAUCUGGCCUCUGCCGAUCAUGGAAGAGGUUAAACCUUUCAUUUAGCCUGAGUCGAAUUCGAUUGAAGUGCUGCUCUUUGCUGCAAUGUCUGCUUCAUGAAUCUAUCUAUCGACGAACUUACUUUCUUGUAUGUAUAAAGAACACUCGAACACGGGAGUAUGAUAUGAGCUUCGAAGAUUCGGAAA